AUGUUACCAGAAAAGCCGUGGAGCCGCUUACACCUGGACCACGCAAUAAAUUUUAAGGGUAGAGAUUGGCUGGUGAUCAGAGAUGUUUAUUCCAAGUACCCAUGCAUUCAUCCUACUUCUUCCACAUCCUCCAAAGCUACUUUAAAUCUUCUUGAGGAAGACUUUGCGCACUUCGGAUUUCCUCACACACUGGUCACCGAUAACGCACCAACUUUUACGUCUGAGGAGUUCCAGAGCUGGUCCAAAGAACGUGGGAUCACACACCUGACAGGGGCACCUUACCACCCAGCUACCAACGGAGCAGCAGAACGUUUGGUGCAGACCUUCAAACAAGCUCUGAGGAAGUCUUCUCUUCCGCCGACACGAGCACUUCAAGAGUUCUUGAUGCAGUACCGGAGAACACCGAUAUCCUGUGGAUUCUCUCCAAACAAUGAACCUGGUGAUGCAGAAGACACUGUAUUUGAAUUUGCAACAGAUCACCCGAUGGAGAUCUCGGAAACUGCCACUAACUCAAAGACAAACCAGACCCAAGACCAUGUUACCCGUUCCAGAAUACGAACAAGGAUUGAUUCUCUACUGCCAUCGCCAGCACACAUUGCUCAAGCCAAACAGUCUAAGGAAGCAUAUAAGUCUCAGAUGACUCCGGGCUCGGCUGAUGUCGCUAAAGUUACUGGGCAGUACAAGGCCAGAGAUCCUGUGUAUGCACUAUACUAUGGACCUCGCAGAGAGACAAAGAUCCCCGAUGGGUACCAGCAAUUAUUAAGAAGUCAUUGGGUACUCUCUGCUUUAACGUCAAGGUCAUACCUCAUGGCCCGAUGUGGAGACGACACUGGGAACAGCUGCGAUCGCGGUACACAACUGAGGAAGACAAUGAACCUGGUGAUGCAGAAGACACUGUAUUUGAAUUUGCAACAGAUCACCCGAUGGAGAUCUCGGAAACUGCCACUAACUCAAAGACAAACCAGACCCAAGACCAUGUUACCCGUUCCAGAGUAUGGACCAGACAACCCAAGACGGUCCAAGAGAACCCGUAAAACCCAAGAGAGACUUUGCUGUUGA
Molecule: messenger RNA, 1059 nt
Organism: Octopus bimaculoides (California two-spot octopus)
Lineage: Eukaryota; Metazoa; Mollusca; Cephalopoda; Octopoda; Octopodidae
Source: RefSeq, a predicted model, not a curated record